AUGGCGCCUGACGCCCCUGAUCCGCAAAGCCUGAAAUCAUGGCAAGAUGCUUUUCAAUAUCCAAUUCCCACAGUGCGCCGAGUGGAGCAGGAGCUGCGUCGGGACAUUGCGAGCAAUAGGGAGAAGCUCCGAGCCCUCGUUGGCACGCGCUACCGAGAGCUCGUCGGAACCGCCGAAACGAUCGUGGAAAUGAACAAGGAGAUCAAAGAUGUGGAAGGUAUUCUGACCGACGUGGGGCGUCGAUGCAAUCCACGGCUUGUAGAGAAGAAGCAUCAGCAUGCGCGCCAAAUGAAGAAGGACGCUGCGAAUCUCGAGGUCGUUAAGCACAACUUUGGAGCACAGAUGGCCCUGCUCCACCGUUGCACAACAACCAUUACCCGGCUCCUGCGCCGGCGGGCUUCAUUGCUCCUUAUUGCCAAGCUUCUUGUCAUUUCUCGCCUGCUAUUAAAAACGCUUUCCCAACACACGCCAUCACCGCCGUUUUUGGAGGAUCUUCGCAAUCAAUUGGCUACUUUGCGACGUACGCUUCUGAAGCGUGUCGAGAAGAAGUUGGCCUCUGCCAAAAGCUCGGACGGCAGUAUCGUCGAGUCUUUGUCAGCAUUUUGUCUUGCCACAAGCUCGUCCUUUAGUGAUGCAGUUCACCAUUUUCAUGAAGUUCGACUUGAUGUCGUAGUGGGCCUUCUGAGCUCGUCGCACCUGAACGUUCCCAAAGCUCUUCAGCUUUUUGUUCGGACUCUACAAAACUCAAAAAUGCUUCAGUCUCGUCAAUUCAAUGAUGCUCUCUCCAAGCUCAAGACCCAACCCAUUCUCUCCGAUCCAGAUAUCCGGUCCCUGGAGGGCCUCGAAAUUGAUGUCCUUAGCCGCUGGGCUGCUCCCGAGGUCAUCAAUUUCACCCCGUGGAUCAGAUUAAACGAGCUGAGCCGGUCCGAAGCCACACAAUUCGUCAAAGAAUGGUCUGCAAAGGCAUUCGGGGACUUUGGGAAGACUGCCGGAACGGCUCUUGCAAAGGGCACGGAUUUCGCUGAGAUGCUGACUUUACGUGCCGCAACCAUCGAAUCAUGGCUGAGUUCGUGGGGAUCAACAAUCACACACGGAUCGGAGAACAUCUUCGAGUGCCUGAGAAAACUUUUCAAUGACAAUUUAAAACGAAUUUUAACCAAUCAGGUGUUUGCCAUUGACUCGGUGGCGGCUCAGAUCUCAUCUGCAGUGUCUGACUGGGACACUAGGGAACACAAACUAAUUCGCUCGCUGUGGGAUCCUGAUUUGAUUUCCUACGAUUACUCAAACGGGGCUUCUCACUUUAAAGACGCUGUCUUGGACCGUCUUCUUGGGCGCGACGAUGACGUCUCCGCUGCAUUGAAGCAGUACAAAUCGUGGCUUGCAUCUGUUCAGGACGUUCACAGCUUCAUUGAGGACAUUCGGCGGCUCAAAUGGACCGACGUACUUAUUAUCGAAGGCGAAGACAUUGAAGUCACUUCUCGUCUCAACGACGAUGAUCCUCAAAUGCUUUCUGCCGCUCUGCGCUCGGCAGCUGAAGAGGCUUAUCAAUCUCUUCAAGCGUCACUUAAGAAAGCUCUUCAGGAGAUCGGAACAUCCCACACUGGUUCAAAGAGCAUGUUUUUGCUUCGGCUUGUCCGCCUCAUCCGCCGCAAUAUUCCCCCCGGGUUUGUCGCCGGAGAUUCUCUCUUUGCGGACAGUCUUGUGGUGGAAUUGCAGUCGGUCCUUGCGGAAGACAUUUGUUCGAACAUAAGUUUUGCUGCAUUCAUUGCCCCAAUCCCACAUGGUUCCAAUGCCGACAUUCUGAGAGGUGUACCUGGGCGAUCGCUCUGGGGAGGCGAGCCUCCUGCGCCUGUUCAGCCGUCGCCGACAACAUUCCGAUUUCUUCGCCGGUUGACUGCGAUCCUGGACGAAAGUGGACCCGAUUUAUGGGAUCCCUCGACGACCCAGGUUUUGAAACAAACACUUGGGAAGGUCUUGAAUGAUUCUGGGAACUCCACCCUCGAGAAGCUGGAGUCUUCAAAGGCUUGGAGCGGGGCUGCUGUUAGCUCUGCAGAAGGGGCCAAAGAAUCCGAUGUGGGCGAAAGAUCCGACGAAAACAAAACCGAAGAAGCAAACAGGCCAGGUACCGAUGAAAAUAGCCCGGACACUCAGGUCAAGGCUGACCAUAGCAACACAAACAACGAGAUUUUGCGUGAGUGGAAGAUCCAACUACUUUUUGAUACUUACUAUUUGGCGACGAUGCUUGGGGACACCUCGCACCUAGAAGGUCUUGUCCAGCGGGUUCGGGAAAGCGUGGAGCCUAGUCCUGAAAUGAUCAAGACAAUUCAAAAAUCGGCCAAAGAAUACUGGAAGCGGACAGAGCUGCUCUUUGGUCUUUUGGCAGGGCCAUAA
Penicillium oxalicum is the source of this 2391-nucleotide messenger RNA. RefSeq names its product COG1/VPS51 family protein. Gene Ontology annotation, cellular component: COG complex; Golgi apparatus. NCBI's taxonomy places the organism in Eukaryota, Fungi, Ascomycota, Eurotiomycetes, Eurotiales, Aspergillaceae. Bases 1 to 2391 code for a protein of 796 amino acids. Gene Ontology annotation, biological process: intra-Golgi vesicle-mediated transport. The transcript is spliced from 3 exons. The record is from RefSeq and is a predicted model, not a curated record.